This is a messenger RNA of Carassius carassius (crucian carp), 440 nucleotides long. RefSeq names its product synaptic vesicle glycoprotein 2C-like. The coding region runs from base 45 to 440 and encodes 131 amino acids. The transcript is spliced from 2 exons. NCBI's taxonomy places the organism in Eukaryota, Metazoa, Chordata, Actinopteri, Cypriniformes, Cyprinidae. The record is from RefSeq and is a predicted model, not a curated record.
AUGCAGAUUUUUCUCUGAUAGGCGUCAGUUUGGUGGCGUCCAGCAUGAGCGUGUUCAUUAUCUAUGUAGUAAAGACCAAAGCUCAGAGUGUGAUCAUGUCUUGCGUGUUAAGCGGCGUCUAUGUCAUCUCCUGGAACGCUCUAGACGUGUUGGGAACUGAACUUUACCCCACACAACUACGCUCAUCAGCUCUGGGGGUUUUCACUGGAGCUGGUCGUGUGGCAGCCAUCAUGGGAAAUGUAGUGUUUGGGCAGCUGGUGGGCUCAAACUGUGCCAUACCUCCGCUUAUGUUAUCUACACUCCUGCUGGCAGGAGGACUGACAGCUCUAUGCCUGCCUCCAACUAAACAGACUGAACUCACAUUACACACACACAGUCAAUUGGCAUCAUCUGGCAAUCCUGUCAUUCUGGGACCAAACACUAAACCAAAAAAUACAUAA